This is a messenger RNA of Pieris macdunnoughi, 372 nucleotides long. Lineage: Eukaryota; Metazoa; Arthropoda; Insecta; Lepidoptera; Pieridae. The record is from the annotation of a GenBank genome assembly.
AUGGAUCGAAAUAUGAGAUCAACUUAUGUGAAUAGUGGACCAAGGUCUCUACCACACAUUGGCAGCAAACGUCACAAUGGUAAUGGCCAUAAUGGACCAAGACUGAGCCCACCAGCUCAAACUACAGUCAAUAUUCAUACUAACCAUAAUAACAAUGUUAAUAAUGCCUGCAGUCAACAUGAUGAUCUCAUUAAUUAUAUUUAUGAUUCUUGGAAUAAGGUGACCCGUGAAUUAGAAAGAGGCAGUGAAGAGGCAAAAUAUUAUCAAGAGCUUCCGCCUCGGCAGUUGGCUAACUUCAGACCGUUUGAUCUAGAAGAAUGGUGGGGACGACGACACGUUCAGUCAAUUAAUAGAAACAAACAUCGUUCCUAG